UGAUGAGCCGGUGUCAACAGCUGCAAAAGUGGCAACAGAGUGUCGGAGCGGCGCUGCCUUUGUGAGUGCGUUUGCGUCCAAUUCAUGAGUUUUGUCGCUGAAAGCCAAGACUCAGGCAGCGUGAAGAAAUGAUGGAGGUGGGUUUCAGAACGUGCCGGGACAAUGAGUGUUGCUGGGGCAGCCGAACGGAACAAGGGGACAUUGAGGCAGUUGAAGCACUUGUGUCAAUGAGCUGCAGCUGGAAGUCAGACCCCAGAAGGUACACCGAGCUGAGACCGCUGACACCAGCCUCCGAUGUAUCUGAGGAAUCCGAGGAUAGUUUACCGUCCAAUUCUAAGGAUUUCCACACUUUUCCCCUAUUUUGUUUAACCCCACCGUAUAGUCCUCCUACUUUUGAGGCAUCUCAAAUGGCUCAUCCUAUAAUGCCAGUUCCUUCCACUCUACCUAAAGUGGGAGUUCCUUUACCCAGGCAAACCAGCAGGGUUACGGCAACAUCGAUGUCAGUGUCCACCAAUGCAACGUAUGUAAGGAGUCCAAAUCCAACCAACGUAGCCACAAGACAGCGGUCCCAGGCCACAAGUGUGAUUCGUCACACUGCUGACGUAUUAUCCUGUUUGGAUGGAUCUUGUCCGAUUAGGAUGGCCCAGGAAUCUGCUGGUCAGCAAACAGCACACAGGAUGGAUCCUGAGGGUGGAAGUGAAGAGAAAGCAUUGAGAAGUAAUGGCAGUAAAAAGGGAAACUGUGUAUCACAGGAACUGAGUUCUUCUAUCAAACUAGUAAAUGAAACCAAUAAAGGACCAAAAGAAGAUAAAAAACAAAACCAAAGCUUGGGUCCAACCACGAAUUCCACAGUCAUUACAGAACAAGCUCUUCUUUCAAGGACCCAUCCUCCUGUCAACACUCAGAUUCGGCAAAAUUCGGUGCUGCUCUCACCUCCAGCCUCUUCCAGUGUCCCUCCAUUGCCCAUCAUCUGCCAAGUGCUACCGGUCGCUGCAAGCAGCCCCGUUAUGACUGCUGUAAUCCCCAACACUCCUGGCAAACACCCAGCCAUGAGCCCUCCUCCUCUUGUCUUCAUGGGAACUCCGGUUUCAAAGGGCGCUCUGAUGUUUGUCGUGCCACAGCCUGCAGUCAAGCACACAAAGCCGCAGGUCACCAGCCUCAAUGGCACCAGACUGUCUCCCAUUGCUCCUGCCCCAGGGAUCCUGCCACCUGUCCAGAAGAUAGAAGCCCAGAUUGAUGUAUCUCGACACCGCAGCCACAUCUGUCAUCACCCAGGCUGUGGGAAAACCUACUUCAAAAGCUCUCAUCUGAAGGCCCACAUGAGGACUCACACAGGUGAGAAACCCUUCAGCUGCAAUUGGGAAGAUUGCGACAGGAAAUUUGCACGUUCAGACGAGCUCUCCCGACAUCGCAGGACACACACGGGAGAAAAGAAAUUCGUGUGUCCUGUGUGCGAGCGGCGGUUCAUGCGGAGCGACCACUUGACCAAGCACGCUCGGCGACACCUCUCUGCUAAGAAGCUUCCCAACUGGCAGAUGGAAGUGAGCAAGCUGAACGACGUCAUCUCUCCAGUACCUGCUCCCUAAUCCUUGUGGGCUCGGCAGUCACAUUCACAUCAACCAGUGCAAACGCCACCUGAUGGAAACUGUAGUCAGUUCUGCUAGAAAUGAUGGAACUGAGUGAAUGCAAGUUUUUAUGUAUUAUGUAUGUAUCUUGUAAAUGUUUAUGCAUAAACGUAAGCAGAACAUAGCAUGCUGAACUGAGAGAUUACAGAAAUACAUGAAAUUUGUAUGGCGGGAAUGUUUCACCUUCUGGAAAAUGAUCGGUUAAAUGCAGUUCUUAUGUGCACCGUGCAAGCUUUGGGAAGGCGGUGAGUAAGGUGACUUUUAACUGUGAGAAUAGUGAAUUAGUUGUUCACUACCUCUCACCACAUCCAUCAGUGCAGAAGCUGCAGACUGCUGGUGAGCAUAUUGCUAGCACCAAAGCCUAUCUGAAGUGCUUGUGAGCAGUAUCUGCUGGUGGCUAUACACCAGUGUGCAACUCCUCAGCAGUGAAAGGAGGGAAGGAGAAGCGAAGAAUCAGGAUCAUGCCCAUUCAUAUUCAGUGAAUGGAAAGGGUAAUAGGGGAAACUGUGGAGUAUCUGGGACCCUGUCUGAGAGAAGCUGAGACCAGCAAGGAAGGACACUCUUAAUACCACAUACUUACUUUUGCCAUGAUGUUGAGGACAUUGGGGUAGAAAUUUCCAAUUGUGCGAUAGGUGGGAUUGAAUUAACCAUCAUUUAUAAGCACAACCAAAUAAUCUGGAGCUGAAUGUUGGGCAUUGCCAACAACAGGCAACUGAAGCAGAUCACAACGCCUGUACCAAAUUUCUGCACCAGUACUUAUCUUUGCUUUAUGAAGUUACGGCCAGAGGGCAUGAAGACAAUUGUUUGUCCAAUUGCUCAUUUAAAAAUUGACAUGGGCAAAUACUCAAGCUAGCUAUUUUUGUGAUUACAUUUUUAUGGGAGUGCUGGAUUUGCUAAUAUAGCAAGUUAAGUUUUGGGACAAAAUUUGCUGUCCUUUUUCUCAGCAAAGAUGGAAAUUUGUCAUAUCUUGCACGUAUAUGGGGAUAUGACUAAUGCUAGACUUAAGUUUAUACAUAUUGCUGUAUACAUUUAUAUGUUUUGUAAUUCCUUGUGUUACUACUUAUUUAUUUCAUACUGUUACCACAAACUCUUGUUUAAUAAUCGACUUGGUUACUGAACUUUUUUUUCCUUGGUUUCUUGGUGUACAGUGUAUUGCUUCCUCUAAAGGAAUGGUUCUUCUCUUUGGCAAACAAAUAGCAUGUGUUUAUUUUGCUUUGAGGGUUUCCUGUAUUUGACAUUUUGGAGUUCAGUCUUAUCUCUCUGUGCCUCUUCUGCGAGGACAGUCUUUUUGUUGCAUUAAUUGUUAGAAAAUGCCAGACUUUAUCUGUUACUUGGUCUAGGAGUAUUUACUUAAUAGUGACCCUGUUGAUUCAGCUACAACUAUUUUGCACAAUGUUUCUUUGAUCAACAAACAUUGCUGGAAUUGACCAUAGGGAAGGCAGCUCCCUUUAGCCACGUAUUAUUUUAUAAAAUGGGGAACUGUGGCCCUUGACCACAUGCCUCUUACAUCAAUCAGUACAAAGGCAGGAUAAUGGUGAGGAAACCCUAAGUAUCAGCAUUCAUUGUGAAAGACCGGGGAUGAUUGAUAAGGUGUCUGGUAAGCAUCAUGAAAAGGCCUAGAUUUCAUGCACCCAUGUGAUGCCUAGUUACUAACUUGAUUGGAUAUGUAUGUAAUCAAUUAAUACCAUGAUUGGUAUGUAAGCAGCCAGGAUGGACUGGAGUAAAUGUACAAGAAGUGUAUGAUUUCCUUUUGUUCGCUGGGGAGGUUGCUUAGGAUAUCCAACGACUUGCUCCACAAUACGCUUUUAAUGAUGGGAACAGAUCUAGGUGUUGUGUGAUUCUCUUAUCAUUUGACCUCCCCUUUCACUUGGCUCAGUCGAUAGGCUACUGGGGGAAGUGAACAGCCCCCAGACACCAGGACAUCCCAAUGUGAGAGUACACCUGCACUUCUGCAUUUAAUUCUAGACUGAACCAGGUCAGCCCCUGUACCCAAAUCUAGAAGGUUCAACCAACCUUCGUAAGUUUGUUUGUCAGCAGGGUGAUUGUAGACUACAAGGUGCAUCAGACUGGAAAGCGGACCUCUGAGAAUAGACCCAAAUAACAGCUAUUCCAACCCAAAGGCAAAUGGCAGAGCCCCAGUGGGAAGUGGAGGGAUCCCUCGUGUGCCAUUUGCCAACCUUGACUAGAAACUUAUUGAUAAGUUGAAUUGUGUUGGAAAACUGAAGGAGUGGUAGAAAAAGAAUAAAGGUGAUAAAAUCUGAGUCUGGUUCUCUGAGCCCGUGGAAUUAAGGAAAUGAGUGAAUGUUUUUUUCAAAACUAUACUUUAUUAAUAAAAAUUUAUAC
Pristis pectinata (smalltooth sawfish) is the source of this 3968-nucleotide messenger RNA. Its product is annotated as Krueppel-like factor 10. Gene Ontology annotation, molecular function: RNA polymerase II cis-regulatory region sequence-specific DNA binding; DNA-binding transcription factor activity, RNA polymerase II-specific. Bases 129 to 1586 code for a protein of 485 amino acids. The record is from RefSeq and is a predicted model, not a curated record. The transcript is spliced from 4 exons. NCBI's taxonomy places the organism in Eukaryota, Metazoa, Chordata, Chondrichthyes, Rhinopristiformes, Pristidae. Gene Ontology annotation, biological process: regulation of transcription by RNA polymerase II.